GGCUUGCCGAGCGCGAGCACGAUCGCGACGCGCUGGAGCUCACCCCCCGAGAGCGUCUUCACCUCCUGGUCCAGAAUAUUCUCCAAAUUCAUCGGCUUCACCACAUCCGUCUGGAACUGCGGGUGCAUGAACGCCUGCUUUAUCUGCUUCAGCAGCAGCAUCCGCACGCUCCCGGGGAACUUCGGCGAGAUCGUCUGCGGCUUGAGGCUCACGCUGAACGUCUGCCGGUCGACCUCGACGUCCGGGGCGUCGCCCCAGAGCAGGCGGAUGAACGUCGUCUUGCCGGUCCCGUUCUCGCCGAGCAUCACGAUGAUCUCGCUGUCCGUGAACGAGCCGCCCUCGACGGUCAGCUUGAACCCGCCGAGCGUCUUCGUCAUGGAGGGGUACGAGUACUGGCGGGACUUGUCGAUCAGGAUCUCUUCGGCGGUCUCGACCAUCUUGAAGGAGAGCGAUUCUUCGCGGAAACGCAGGUUUUCUGUCGGGAUGAAGCCGUCCAAGAAGAUGUUGAUGCCU
Molecule: messenger RNA, 513 nt
Organism: Gloeophyllum trabeum ATCC 11539
Lineage: Eukaryota; Fungi; Basidiomycota; Agaricomycetes; Gloeophyllales; Gloeophyllaceae
Exons: 1
Source: RefSeq, a predicted model, not a curated record